AUGGAUCCAUCGAGAACCGACGACCUCGAGUUAGCAUGCGACCCUGACCAGCCAACGCGGCCCAAGAGACAGCGCAAGCGCUACAUCGACGAGAUCACAGAGCUGCGCGCCAAAGUCUCCGGCUACGCGGAGCAGCUGGCCGCCUUGACGCAGCGCCAAGAGGUCGACAUUAUCUGCGCAACGCCGUGGGAGGGCAUCUCACGGCGACAGGCCAUCGAGCGCAGCGUCGCCGAGCAAGACAAUGCGCGAUUGAAGGACGCCGUUCAAGAGCAGCUGGCCAUGAUCGAGGCGCUCCUACGCAUCGUGCAGAAGCGACCGAAGCUCAUGGACAUCUCGUACGUUGAAGACUGGAAGCUGCAGCGCUUGCCAGCGGACCCGAUCCAGCGUCGCACGAGCUUCCACGCUAUGUUGGACGCCGAGUACGAGCGUCUCGAGAGCGUCUUCCUCGCGCAGCGACUUUACGACGUCACAGAGCCCGGUACCCACACGGCAGUCACGUUCGAGACCGACCAGCUCUUGCUCACGUGCACGAUGGUGUACUCAUUUCACGCAAACGUUCAGCUCGUGGCCAAGGCGUUCUGGACCACCUUUGCGUUCGAGAGGUCGUUGACACUCGAGUCGGGCGCGCUUCUGCCGCUGCCAGGCGUCGACGAGUCGACGUGCUACAUGAAGCUAUUUCUGCGAUUUCCCGGUGACUUUGAGCUGCAUGGCAACAUUGCUUGCAAGCGCUACGACGAGUCAGACUCGCGCGUCGUCUUCGCGACCAAGUCUGUCCUGGAAGACGAGGUGUACCCGUACCCGCCCGAAGUCUACGUGCCCCAAGAAACGGGCUGGUUUGUCGUCGAGGCAGUGAGCGCCAACGAGAGCUGCAUCAAAUAUUACAGCCGCGGGCACGUGCCGUGCAAGAGCUACCGCGAUGCGUCCUAUGCGCGCGAUCGCGAUCUGAGCUUCUCGGCCCUCGCCGACCUUGUCCUUGUUGGCUACCGCAACAACAUUCGGACGCUGAAAGCAGUCAUGGAUGAGCAGAUUGACGAGUGGACAUCGCCACUCAGAACGUCACCCGAAACGCUGUUGCCUUGCAUGCCAUCGGUCCACUAG
Molecule: messenger RNA, 1098 nt
Organism: Saprolegnia parasitica CBS 223.65
Lineage: Eukaryota; Oomycota; Saprolegniomycetes; Saprolegniales; Saprolegniaceae
Exons: 3
Coding region: 1-1098 (365 amino acids)
Source: RefSeq, a predicted model, not a curated record